Messenger RNA from Coregonus clupeaformis (lake whitefish), 6038 nucleotides. Its product is annotated as nuclear envelope pore membrane protein POM 121. Gene Ontology annotation, cellular component: nuclear pore. Lineage: Eukaryota; Metazoa; Chordata; Actinopteri; Salmoniformes; Salmonidae. The transcript is spliced from 13 exons. Bases 25 to 3585 code for a protein of 1186 amino acids. Gene Ontology annotation, molecular function: structural constituent of nuclear pore. The record is from RefSeq and is a predicted model, not a curated record. Gene Ontology annotation, biological process: protein import into nucleus; RNA export from nucleus.
GUCCUCCGGCGGCGCGGUGCCGCCAUGUCUCCAAGAGAGAAGCGGUUAAUAGCGCUGAUCUCUCUCGUGUUCUGUGCUAUCGCAAUAUUCUGUCUAAUUUUCUAUUAUAUUCCAACCUUUCUUUAUAUAGCUUUCAUUCUUGGAGUUUGUUCCGUUGCCUGUUGUUAUCACAGCGGAGAAUCACUCUACGUUACGUUAGGCCCACAUCCACGCCGUGGUCUCACGAUUCCACCCGUGCUGCGACGCUGGUUGCCAGGGAUUGCGAACGGAGUACCCACAGCGGGAAGAGUCAGAAGUCGUACCGUCAAGGGUGAUGUUAGGGAAUCGGUAGUAUUUACUGGCCAACGACGUUCCGAGAGCGCUAUUUAUCGGAAAGACGCGGGACACAGUGACUCAUUUCUGCUCAGUCCUCGGGAUAUACUCAUGGGAAGUUACAUUGGGAAGGCAGAAAGUCCUCCCUCAGUUGUGGGGAGGCCGCGAUUCGGUGCAAUUUCGGGUGCUAACCCCAACGCACGAGAACAACUACGCGAAAGAUUGGCGCGACCCAACCAGGCUGUUCAUACUCCAAACAGACGACUGUCAUUCGGGGGGGAGCCCCUUGGCACUAUGGGCAGGUUCACCAUCACUCCCCAGCGCCACUACCCCCUCCAGCAGACUGGCACCACCUCUGUGGGCAUCCUGCCCCCGGCCCAGUGGGACAGCUUCAGAAAGAAGAAUAUUCUCACCCCUCGCAACUCCCCGGCAGUCCACAGUCCAGUCACAGUGAAGAUCGCUAGGCCAGAUCACAACACCACUCGAUCUCCGUUAUUUGAUCAUUUGAACUCUCCAGGAGUCCUUGGCUCUCCAGGCCUUGCGGCCCCUGCAGACCCCUGCUCCAGGGAGACUGUUCUGAGCGUGCUCAAAGAGAGUCGCAAAAGAGAGGUGGACGAUGAAGAUGACAGGAGCUUCACUGCAGGGCAAAAGAGCAAAAGGAGGCGCCAUGACAGCAGUGGGAGUGCUCACUCUGCAUUUGAGCCACUGCUGCCCAAUGGAGCUCCAUCACAGCUGGUGCCGAAUACUCUGAAGCGAGGGCUAAAUGCUAUGGUGGAGGAGUCAACAAUGAAGAGGUCACGCACCUUCUCCAUCAGCUCUGUGAGCUGUGGCCUGACCCCCAGCGGCACCCUGGGCACGGUCCGCAACUCCAUCCUCAGCUCCCUCAGCUCCUCACAAGGCUUUGCUCAGCGGAAAAAAGCCUCCACCCGCAGCCUCUCCCCGCUCUCCAGCCCAGGGUCGUCCCGGUCCCAGACCCCAGAGAGAGCCUCUAAAAAGCCCAGGGAAGAGGAUGCUCGCUCGCCCAGCUCUGCGUCCUCGGCGAGGUCUGACAAGACGUUGACAGACCCAGCACCCAACACUGGGAAGCUGACUCCAGCCCCUGAAGUCCCUGUGGCUUCAGCCUCGUCAGACUCUGCCGGUAGCGGGAAACGGAAACGCAAGAUUCCGCUGGUGUCCAGCCGUAGAGGAGACCAAAUCUCUCUGCCGCCACCUCCUGAGCUGGGCUACACAAUCACGGUGAAAGACCUGGAUCAGGAGAAGAAAGCCGCUCUCAGCCAGAUCAACACAGUCCUCGAAGAGCCUGUUCCAGAGCCAGAGAAGCCUGCGCCAGCUCCAGUAGUGACCACAUCUUCUAAGCCUCCCGUGUCAAACGACCCCACACCCACCCUGGCCACCCUGCUGGCCAGCCAUCUUCCCGUAUCAACACCUUCCAGUGUGGCUGCUCCUAUCCCUGUCAUCAACCUGGACCCCGUCCCCUCAAGCACCGUCAGCACGGCCCCAACCUCCACAGCCUCCCCCGUCACCACCACAACCCCCGCAGCCAACCCCCUCCUGGAGUCUCUGAAAAUGAUGAGGAACAACCCCCUCACCAGUACUGCUGCUGCCAAUACUACAGCGGUGACGACCCCUGCACCACUGGUGCCUGCAGAGCAGAAGUCGAAAACUAGCUUGACUGCUCCUCAGCCCACACCAGCCUCCCUCUCCCAGCCUGCACUACCCUCCCUCUCCCAGCCUGCCAGCACCAUGCCCUCUGCCUUCACCCAGGUGCUGAGCCAAGUCACCAAGGCCCCCAGCAGUGUCCCCACCCUGGGUGGAGCUAGCCUGUUUGGACUGGCCAAUCCACUGACCGCCCUGUCCUCCUCACCGGCCCCCACCACCACCUCAACCGCCACCACAGAAGCAACCAGUAGUAAUAAUCCCCUCCUGGCCUCUGUGUUCAAGCCCAUCUUCGGGGCUGCGGCCCCAGCCUCAGCCCCAGAGGGCACACCUGCUCUUCCCACCUUUAAACCCAUAUUUGGAAGCGCCACAGCCACCAGUGCUUUUGGACAGCCAGCCUCCACCUCAGCUCCCUCCAAAGCCAGCGCGUCUGCCUUAGUGUUCAGCGGGCUAACCAACAUUAGUACGGUGGCCCCAGCCGCCUCCCUGUUCACUGGGCUGUCCAACAGCACCGCUCCAGCUCCAGCCCCCUCCACCGAACCAGCCGCCCCGCCAUCUGUCAAGUCUCUGUUUGGAAACUGGAGUGCGCUGCCUGCAACGACCGCUGCCACAACCACUGCCCCUGCCACAGGAAGUACCUUCCAGUUCGGCGCCGCCUCCACCACAACUCCUGCACCCACCCUCCGCUCCACCGCAGCCACUACCACUAACAACAGCGGCUUUUCGUUUGGUGCGAUGACCACCGCCUCUGCCGCCACUCAACCUGCCCCCUCAGCCACCGCCCAGGGGGGAUUCACCUUUGGCCAGGCUGCAGCCACCCAGAACUCUACCACCGCAUCCUUCGGUGGCUUUGGCAUGGCCACUGCAGCCACUGCUACUGCUGCCGCACCUGCAAGCCAGUCCACGUUCACGUUUGGGAAGUCGUCGUUCGAAGCUCCGGCGGCAUCAGCGUUCCCCAGUGCGACUCAGGCCCCGGCUGCUCCUGCGGCAGCUAAUCCUUUCACAUUUGGGUCAGCUGCAGCUGGGGCCACCCCAGCCCCUGCCCCCUUUGCUUUUGGCGCGGCUGCCACUACAGUGGCCUCUACCUUUGGGACCACCACUAAGCUGGCAUUUGGAGGCAACUCCACAGGUUUUGCAUUUGGCAACACCACGGGUUCCCCGGCCACCCCAGCAGCCCCUGCCUUUGGCUCUGCCACCCAGACUGUCGGCACACUCCCAGCCUCCGCCCCAACCUUCUCAUUUGGUGGUGUGUCCACACAGCAGGCCCCUGCUACCCCUGCCCAGCCAGCCACCGGAGGAUUCAACUUCGGCGCGGCCAUUUCAGGCACUCAGUUUGGAACCCCUAACCCCACAACACAGACGCCAGGCUUCAACUUCGGGGCUGCUGCUAGUGACAAGCCAGCCUUUGGGACAUCUACCCCUGCUUUUGGCCAGAGCACAGCAGCAGGUCCUGUCCCCUUUGGAAGCCCAGGAACUCCAGUCCAAGGAUUCAGUGCUAUGGCAUCCUCACCAUUCGGCUCUCCAUCAGCUCCUUCGUUCUCCAUCGGCGCUGGCUCCAAGACAUCAGGGGCGCGCCAGAGGCUACAGGCCCGAAGGCAGCACCCCAGGAAGAAGUAGCCUAGCCAGGUGUGGUAGCAUCUGGCAUGGCUUGGAAGCCCUUACCAUUCAGCACUGCCAUGACACCCCCCAGAGGAGCUACUGCUAUGGCUAAUAUGGCUAACACAGCUUUCCAUUGUAACCCCAGUCAGACCAACAGCCCUCCCUACCCUCCUGUUACCCUGGCCGGCCUGGGCUGGCCCGCUUUGUGGUACAGGGUUAGCAGAGGAGCACAUACACCCCUCCUAGGAUGCCUACCGCUCUACUGACAGUGUAGCCACUCUCACAGUGAGGAAAAGAAAGGGGGAUAGGAGGCAAAACGAUAGUGUAUUAUACUUGAAAGAGAAAAGACUUGAAAUCCUUUUGACUUUGAGGGACUUGCUGACAGAAGAGGUUUUGUUCAGAUCUGACAUGCGGUACAGUUGAAUCGAGACACGCUCACUUUGUUUUUGUAUUAAAUUCUAAGCAGGGCUGUGCGUUAACGGCUAUACAAGGGCUGAACGUGUGUUUCUGACGUAUGCCCACGGUCAAAAUAGGGCUCACAUACAGUAUGAUCUGUGUGGAUUUAUCCAGCUGUACAUGGGAACCAUAAUGUAUAGGAGAUGUUGACAGUUUUGAGAUAAUGAAUUGCGUUUAUUUUACAUUUUAAAUUGAUUUUUUAUUUGGAUUCCUAAAGACUAUUUCACUCAGUUAAUGAAGACUGGUAUAUGGCAUCUCUGCACUAGUUAGGCCUUAGCUGUUUUGAAUGAGUGCUUAGUGUAGUGGUCCCAGAGAUGCCCUUGUAUUAUUGUACAGUAUCACAGGCACUGGGAAGCAUUCCUACAAUGGAAUUUGUUAUACUUGGAAGCAUUCCUACAAUGGAAUUUGUUAUACUUGUUUGAUCCUGAAUGACAGAAUAAGGUAAACAAUAAAAUCCUUUAUCAGAAUGCCAUCACGGGAUCGGUUAAACAUAAAAUAUGUAUACAUAAUGUGGAGUCCCAGGGUAGUAGUCAUUAAUGGGUCGAUAUUGUGUUGGUGUAAAUAGGCUACCCUGGACUUGCGCUGAAAACCAAAGCCAAUACUUAAGGUUUGACCUACAAAAUAAUCUCUCUUCUACCACUAAGUCCUUUCAUGGGUCCUUUUGUACUAGACUACCUCUCCUUUUCCCCACUCUACUCCUGCUAUCACCAUAGUGAAGAUGGGAGGUGGGGGCAUUCAAGACUGAUCUGGGGACUGAUUGAGAAUGUUAACAAAUCCUUCCUCCUCUCCUUGAAGUAACUUCUGAGGAUUGUAUUACAUUGGAUGCGUAAAAGCAAGUUGCUGUACUUUCCACUUAUCCUAACCUAGUUAUUACUACAAGCGAGAAAGGAAGUAAGGAUGCAUUUUAAACGUGGUCAAUCAGAGCAGGUGUGCUAUGGGAGGGAUGGGUAAAGUGGUCCUGGAGAGCCAUAGGAGAUAAAGGAUUUUUCCCCAGCCCAGCACUGAACACAGAUUCAACUAGUCACAGUCUUGAUUGAAGAAGAACCUGUUUGAUCAGUUAAAUCCAGUGUUCUACGUGUUCCUCACCAAUAACAUGGCACAGAACAAUUUCUGUCUUGAAUGCUAGCCCCCACCUUCAUCAGAUUGGCAAUGAUAGAAACUAGAAACAUCUGGGUGGGCCCUGUACCGCAAUACCCCUGCAUCUUUAUACUAUCAAGACAAAGAUGAGUGCGUUUAUAAGAGAACUGAGUUUGGAGUUUACAUGCUCCCCUCCUAAAUGUUGAAGAUGGACGUACUGUACUUGCGCCUUCAGCAGUCAAACCGCUUUCCCCUCCCUUGUAUGAAUCCCCUCAAGUCUUUUCUGGUGUUUUUAGCUUGUUACUAUUUUUGCUUCGGUGAGUCAGGCUUGGAGGAAAUAAAGUGGUGAAUGGUGGCAUAGUGGUAGUGCCGAUCAUGGUUUUACCUGCACAUUCAAUGUGGGUGAGGUUAGGAGUUUUGAUGGGACUUUUUAAAACAAUGUAUUGAUGAAUGUGUUUGUGUGACUAUACAACUGGAUUCACAAAUGUGCACAGAAAGAGAUGUUAUUUUCAUUAAUGCUGGAUCGAAACUCAGGACUAAAGGAACUGGAGGGGAAUUGUCUUAAAAUUCAAACCUAACCUCUUUGUUGUGCGCUAAACAUUUUACUAACCAUGUAGGUUACAAAAAUGACCUCUGGUGUUGAAUCGGUUCUUAAUUGGUCCACCCCUCUUGAUACAGAACUAGGAUUUUGAAUACUCUUUUUUAACCCUCCUGGUCGAACCAGUUAGGGUAGUUAUUGUAAGAGCAGUGUAUGAAUGUGUGUUGGGGCAUGAUUUGGCUAAAUAGUGUCAAAAUGCACACAAACAUUAUUUUUGUAUUAAGGCAGGUUGCCUUUUAGAAUUCCUUCAAGCUUGGCUCACUGAGGCAAUUAGAAUAAUUUUUCUAGUUAAGGUUUCCUCAACCGUAAUGCAAUGGUGGAAUAAAAGCGUCUAAAAGUU